AUGCAUCCACAAUGGGGUACACCUCCAGCUGCACCACAGUGGGGAACACCGCCAAAUGCUCCACAAUGGGGUUCAUCUUCAAAUGCUCAACAAUGGGUUACACCACCAAAUGCUCCACAAUGGGGUGCACCGCCAAAUGCUCCGCAAUGGAGUUCAUCUCCAAAUGCUCCGCAGUGGGGUACACAACAUGCUCCACAAUGGAGUGCUCCUCAAUAUUCUCAACAAUGGGGUCCAUCACCAAAUAGUCAACAAUGGGGUUCAUCACCAAAUACUCAACAAUGGGGUCCUACAUCUGUUGUUCCACAAUGGGGUUCAUCACCGACCACUCAUCAAUGGGGUUCAUCACAAGAUGCUCCACAAUAUAUUCCUCCGAGCAAUGUUCAACGUGGAUUUUCUCUAGCAACAGAAGUACGAACUACAACAAAUGAAAAGGAAGAUCAUGUUUUUGAGAAUGUUGCCAGAGGAGUAUCACCAGAAUUUGGUUUCAAAAACUAUGCCUCUACAAGUAAAACAUCACGUCCAAGAAGAGGAGGGUUAUUCAACAUAUGGGGAUCUGAACGAGAACUAAAUCUAAAUGAAACACAUGAAAAUGAUUCCACAUCAGAUAACUAG
Eruca vesicaria subsp. sativa (arugula) is the source of this 612-nucleotide messenger RNA. NCBI's taxonomy places the organism in Eukaryota, Viridiplantae, Streptophyta, Magnoliopsida, Brassicales, Brassicaceae. The record is from the annotation of a GenBank genome assembly.